Molecule: messenger RNA, 1283 nt
Organism: Schizosaccharomyces octosporus yFS286
Lineage: Eukaryota; Fungi; Ascomycota; Schizosaccharomycetes; Schizosaccharomycetales; Schizosaccharomycetaceae
Product: coatomer zeta subunit
Exons: 1
Coding region: 75-647 (190 amino acids)
Biological process (GO): intra-Golgi vesicle-mediated transport; retrograde vesicle-mediated transport, Golgi to endoplasmic reticulum; intracellular protein transport
Cellular component (GO): COPI vesicle coat
Source: RefSeq, a predicted model, not a curated record
AACAAAUACCAAGGUAACAAACACAAUCCUUGGAAGAUCGUAAACUUCCCAAGAACCAGCAACUAACGGAAAGUAUGAAUUUAUCUCUUUACGCUGUUAAUGCGUUUCUGAUUUUGGACAGUACAGGAAAGCGAGUCUUUGCCAAGUACUACAGUCCUCCUCACAGCAAGGAAGGAGAAGGCUCUAUAUUCCAGUCAGUCAAAGAAGAAAAGACGUUUGAGAAAGGACUAUUUGAAAAAACUUGGAAGACUCAGAAUGACAUCUUAACUUAUGACGGUAAACUUGUCGUAAUGCUGACUGUAAUGGAUGUGGCAUUCUACAUAGUAGGUGGAAUGGAAGAAAACGAGAUUAUGCUAUACGAAUGUUUACGGUCUAUUCGUGAUGCUUUAGAACUUAUUUACAAAUAUAUUCCUGAUAAGAGAACAAUCCUUGACAAUUAUGACCAACUUGUAAUUGUUGUCGACGAAACAAUUGAUGAUGGUAUUAUUCUAGAAUCCGAGCCUUCCAUUAUAGCUUCCCGUGUUACCAAGGGCCCUGUUUCCGAAGCACAAGCCAUUGUUUCCGACUUUAAAGAAAUGGGAUUUAUGAGUGGAUUGCAGAAAGCUCGCGACAAGUUUGCCGAAACUAUUUUGAAGGGUUCUUUUUGAAGCAUUGCUAUGUUUCAUUCCCUCAACACGCAUGAUAGGCAGUCAUUCAUUUAAUUUUGUUUUAUUGUAUAAUGCGAUUAUAUUUAAAUGAUGGUUGUACAUGGGAAGAUUUGCGUGUGCUCUCCGUUUCAUUCUUUUAUUUCCUCAUCUGAACGGAAGGGGCUUUAGCAUAUCACAUUGCUCAAAUUUACGUCGACUGUUUUAUAAUGCCCUAAUAUUAUCACUGUUUUCUGGUUGUUGAUUCUUGCGUUUAUUUCUUUAAGAAGUGUGGUUUUCACGUCUAUACCAGUUCCUUUCUCUUACUAGUAUAUAACUCUCAUGCACUAUCCCUCCCUUUCCUUACUGUCUUAUUUGUUUCGCAUAUAUUUAGACAUGCCUCACUAAGAUUGGAUCAGAUUUGACGAGCAUAAGCGUUUCCAAAGCUGUGUUUUGUUACGGCGUCAGAACUUGGUCUAAUUAUGAAUAUAAUAAAAACGACUGUAUAGUACAAUAAACCUAGAUAAAGGAAGGAAACAAAAAGUUCUCUACAAGUUCGCAAAGUAAAACAUGUAUUUCUUUUUUAUAAUAGAAGGUACAGCACAUCUUCGAAAUCAUGUUCACAACGAUUAGAGUAUACACCCAUCGAUUACCAUAAAC